UGCAGGCGGGGUCAGUGAUGUAACAGGAAGCCCUGAUGUUUCCCUUCUGCUGCUGAUCACUUACAAUCUGACAACACUUCCAAUCUACCCAGAACAACCCUUGUCUCCAGCAGAGAGUGUCACCUCCUGCCUUGGGACCUUCAAGCUCUGCUUGACUGGAGUUCGCUCUGCUGGCAGGAUCACAUUGCAAGGCUUUGCCUCUUCUCCACCUUGCCUGGGGAUAAAUCUGUCUGCGGAAUCUCAGAAAGUCAAAUUCCAUCCUGUCUCUUUCAUCAGGAAUUUUCUUAGGAGCUGUGCUGGGAACCUACGAUGAUAUACCAAGCCCUUGUGCUGCCACCUAUCAACACUCUGGACGGGCAUUCCUUCAGGUCAUGACCCCUGGAAUUAAGAAAUUCUUCAAGACAAUGUUGAGUAUGAUCCAAGAAAAAAUGUGAUUUGAGUCUGGAGACAACUGUGCAUAUCACUCUAGUAUUAAAAAUCCAGGAUAGCUGAUAAAAGAGAACACAGUAUUUGGAAGACUGCUACAAUUAACAAGAGAAAUUGCUCCCAGUGUGAUUCACAGCAUAUUUCAUUUGGCCUCCAAUGAUGGAGAGAAAAUACCUACUAUAUUUUCUAUUUCUCUUGCCGUUUCUAAUGACUCCUGCCACAGCAGAGCCAGAAGAAGAAGAAGAAGACCCCGAUGACUUAAUUCAGUUGGGGGUUACUAGAAAUAAAAUAAUGACUGCACAAUAUGAAUGUUACCAAAAAAUUAUGCAGGACCCUGUUCAACAAGUAGAAGGGCUUUACUGCAACAGGACCUGGGAUGGAUGGCUGUGCUGGAAUGAUGUUGCAGCAGGAACAGAAUCAAUGCAGCACUGCCCUGAUUACUUCCAGGACUUUGAUCCUUCAGAAAAAGUUACAAAGAUCUGUGAUCAAGAUGGAAACUGGUUUAGACAUCCCGCAAGCAACAGAACAUGGACAAAUUACACUCAGUGUAAUAUUAACACACAUGAGAAAGUGAAGACUGCCCUGAAUUUGUUUUACCUGACAAUAAUUGGACAUGGCUUAUCUAUUGCAUCACUGCUCAUCUCCCUGGGCAUAUUCUUCUAUUUCAAGAGUCUCGGUUGCCAGAGGAUUACCUUGCACAAAAAUCUGUUCUUCUCUUUUGUUUGUAACUCUAUUGUAACAAUCAUCCACCUCACUGCUGUAGCCAACAACCAGGCCUUAGUAGCCACCAAUCCAGUGAGUUGUAAAGUGUCUCAGUUUAUUCACCUUUACCUGAUGGGCUGCAAUUACUUCUGGAUGCUCUGUGAAGGGAUUUACCUCCACACACUCAUUGUCGUGGCUGUGUUUGCUGAGAAGCAACAUUUGAUGUGGUAUUAUUUUCUUGGCUGGGGAUUUCCACUCAUUCCUGCUUGUAUCCAUGCCAUUGCUAGAAGUUUAUAUUACAAUGACAAUUGCUGGAUCAGUUCUGAUACCCAUCUCCUCUACAUUAUCCAUGGUCCUAUUUGUGCUGCUUUACUGGUGAACCUUUUCUUCCUACUAAAUAUCGUACGUGUUCUCAUCACCAAGUUGAAAGUUACCCACCAAGCUGAGUCCAAUCUCUACAUGAAAGCUGUGAGAGCUACGCUCAUUCUUGUGCCACUGCUUGGCAUUGAGUUUGUGCUGAUUCCAUGGCGACCUGAAGGCCGGAUUGCAGAGGAAGUGUAUGACUACAUCAUGCACAUUCUUAUGCACUAUCAGGGUCUUUUGGUUUCUACAAUUUUCUGCUUUUUCAAUGGAGAGGUUCAGGCAAUUCUGAGAAGAAACUGGAAUCAAUACAAAAUCCAGUUCGGAAACAGUUUUUCUCAUCCUGAUGCUCUCCGUAGUGCAUCUUAUACAGUGUCAACAAUUAGUGAAGUCCCGGGCUAUAGUCAUGACUGUCCUACUGAACACUUAAAUGGGAAAAGCUUCCAGGAUAUUGAAAACGUUGUCUUAAAACCAGAGAAGCUAUAUGACUUAGUUAUGUGAACACAGAGAGAUCAUUGCCAGGUUUGUGCCACUCUUACUUAGCACAAUGACUUAGAUACAUGACUUUCCAGCCAGAAGACUUCAAUAUUAAAUGAAUCCCUUGAGAUACCAUAAAGGAAGCACUCAGAUUAAAGGAUAAGUCUGUGGAUAUAAUGGUAAGCAACAAUCACUGUGUGGAUGGAAAGGCCCUGACUGAACAUUUGCCAGUAAAUAACUACACUGUGGUUGAUUCAAAGCUACCAACCUGAAAUCACUGAAUGUGAAACUGGGAGUGGUAUGGGGGUGGGGGAGAGUUAAGCACAAUUAAUUUGUAAGCUGAUAUGGGUCAGUUCCAACUUAUCACUGCUUGAAAUCACCAGUGAAUGACCGUGCAAGUUCAUAUAUGCAAUGGGUCUAACUCCACUCCUGUCCCCUUAUAUACACAGUCUUUCUCCCACUUAAGGUGCAGUUCUUUGGCUGAAUACGUAUAUGUACACAUAAAACCAAACAUACACUAUGUCACUGGACCUCUUCAUGUAGUGUUUUCUCAAAUGUACUAAAGCAUUAAUUCUACCAUAGGCUAACCACUUGUUGAUACAGCACAAUUACAUCCUGAGACAAAUCAUUGUUGAGAUCUAAUAAAUAGGAUGUACUAUAUGCAAUCCUACUUCUGUAUGAUCAGGAGAUAUCCUUGUCCUCAGCUACUUCCCUAGCUUACUACACAAGUGGGAGGGAAUUUCCCUGUAUCUGUAAAUAGAGACCUUGACCCUUCAAUUUCUACUAUGUAGACAACUUAGUUAUCAUUUUACAUGAAGGAAAUCAAUGAAGGAUUUCAUAUUACCUUGGACAUUUGUACAAAAAGAUUGUUGUGGGAAAUGAGUUUGUGAAUAAUCCAUGUUUUAUUUUAUAGUGUUAAAUCAAAUACAGACAACCAAGGUAAUUGCUUUAAAGCAGAUACAUAAUACAAUGAUAGAAGAAUGUCAUACCUGAUAUUGUGUCUGGGCAGAUUUUACAACAUAGAAUCUGGAAUUCUAUAUUUGGUAAAUAUUGUAAGGACAACCAGAUACCAGCAUCAGAAGUUAGUAUAGAAACUUAAAAAGUCAGAGACAUCUGUGGUGAGAAAUAAAAUAUUUAUUUUUAAAUGUCAGGCUAUUAUUUUGACAUGUCAUCUUUGAAGAAUUAAAAUUUUCUCCUUCCAUUUUGAUAAUGAGCUCAAUCAAAUCCAGAAAAAAAAUUCACAACUACUGUAAUAAAUGCCAGUGUGUUACCCUUGCAAAUUUUGCUCCAUUAAAUUAAUUUGUUGACUUUUACUAUGUGAUGAUACAUGCAUUGGCAGCAUGUCACCUUACUAAAGGAAAAACAAAAGCAAUAGAACAUAUAUACUAUAAAAAUGUUCCAAUAUUUAAUAGACUACUAUAUAUGAUAAUACACAUCACUAAGACUUGAAUGAUUCAUUGAGGAAGAAUCAUCAGACACCUAUGGGAUAAUUAAAUUAAGGUGGAAGACAGCCUCUCUAAUAAAAGAAAGUGACAUUUAAGAUGAUUCAGUUAUUCUAUUCAGUUAUUUUCCACUGGAAUGUCUGAAGAACAAGAAGUUCAACUAGUUAAAGCAAAUUUGGGAAGAAAUCAUGUGUAUUUGUUUUGGAAGUAUGUCAAUCAGCUGAAAAUGGAUUAGAGAUCUGUCAUCAUAAAUUGCUUCCCAAAUCUUCAGGAGAUAAGUUCAACCUUUAUUUAAAAUUGUCAAAUUAAUGUGAAUUGGGAUAAUAAAUGGCCUAAUAAAUACACUUGUUAUUUAUCUAUGCAUGUAAAGGUAUCAUUACAUUAGUAUCAAACUUAUGGGUUUCAUAGCAAGUUAUUAUUAAAAGGAAUGCAGGUUGUUCUCAAUUUUAACUGUCUAAAUUAUAGUACAAUUUCUCUUACUAAAAUUAAUUUUGUUAUUUAUUAUUCAAAGAUACAGAUUCAUAUUCUUUACUGACAAUGUUCAUAUGUAGUUCAGCCAAUACUCUAGACCAGCUGUCAACUUUUAGCCAUAAAUGACAGUAGGAAAUGUUGAAUUAUAAGAGAACGUGUUAAAAUGAUACUGUAAUUAUCAAGUAUUUCUAUUGUGUUUUAAACAUGUUAAAUGCAGUUAUUUUUCUUAUUGCCAAGGUUUGUCUGCUGUACCACCUUCAACCGUAACAGACUGUGAUUAAUCAGUAUUAAUUCUGUACCAAUAUAUUUUUGAGGAAUAAUAUUUUUGAAUGUUAGACAUCUUUAGAUCUGAAGAGCUAAGUGUGAUCUUUAUGCAUUACUUGUGAAGAAAAUUAAUCUGAUACUUUCUAAAAGCAAUCUUGUUUAGUAUCUAAAAUCUAAAUGUUUGCAAAUUUAUAGCUUUUAAAAUAAUAGCUCGGCCAUUUUCUGGAAUUACUUGUGGAAGUCUCAUUUUAAUUGUCUAAAAAAUUCUGUUCUGUCAUUUUUUUUUUAAAGUUUACUUUCUAGUGGGCAAAUUCAUAAAAAUACUCAUUUUGGAAUUUAUUGUUUAUUCAACUAUAAUCCAAUGUAUAUAGAAUUAGGAGCAGCUGUAGUGCUGUAUUUAUUGCUUAUAAGUUUUAAUGUGAGUUUAUUUUAAUUUUAUCCUGACUUUAAUCUGCUAAUAGAAACAGCUGUUAAACAUAUUCAAGAUAUUCUAAUUAAUUAAAAUAACUCAUGUUAUACAUG
This is a messenger RNA of Dipodomys spectabilis (banner-tailed kangaroo rat), 4664 nucleotides long. It is a transcript of the gene Calcrl, whose product is annotated as calcitonin receptor like receptor. Gene Ontology annotation, molecular function: adrenomedullin receptor activity; calcitonin receptor activity; calcitonin gene-related peptide receptor activity. The transcript has 16 exons. The record is from RefSeq and is a predicted model, not a curated record. The coding region runs from base 583 to 1989 and encodes 468 amino acids. Gene Ontology annotation, biological process: angiogenesis; cell surface receptor signaling pathway; adenylate cyclase-activating G protein-coupled receptor signaling pathway. Gene Ontology annotation, cellular component: plasma membrane. NCBI's taxonomy places the organism in Eukaryota, Metazoa, Chordata, Mammalia, Rodentia, Heteromyidae.